AUCUAUGCUCUUGGGGUAUGUUUUCGUUAGCACCUUACUAAAACGCGAUAAAAUUUUAUUCUUUCCUAAAUUUGUUUAAUAAUAAAAGAAAGAGGGAAGAAAAAGGCCACAGAAAACAAGAAAUAAAACAACUCCCUCCUAGUGUUUUCAUAAAAGGCCAAAAUUGGAAUUAAGUGACUACACAAAAUGGGUGAAUAUGAAGCACUGAGUAUAGAGUCCUUUAAAUUUAUUUGUAGAACAUGCUUAAUAUAUAGGGAUAUUUUCUGUAUAAACGAAAUAAAGUGGGAAGAUAUCACGUUAAAGGAAAUAUUACAAAAUUUGAUUGCAAUAAGGUUUGAAGAUGAAGAUCAAAUGCCAAGUAAUAUGUGCAAACCUUGCAUCAAAACAGUAUUUAGCAUGUACGGGUUCUUCAUUAAGUGUAAGAAUAGUGAACGGGUGCUUAGACAAAUUUUACAUAAACAAAUUAAUGAAACUGAUUUUACCAAAGAGGAACAGAAUAAAAUUGUGCAAGAUAAUGGUGAUGAAACUGAGGCAAAUUAUAGUAGUUUAAAUAAAGAAAAUAAUGAUACAGACUAUGAUCCAGAUGAUCCAGAUGAACUUGUAAGUGGUGAUAGUUCUGAAAUUGAAGACGUUCCUGAGGAAGAAGCAAAAAACAAUAAACUCAUUAAUACUAUCCAAACAAUAAAAAAAGAAAUUAAACAAAUAAAGGUUAAAAAUAAAGAUCGUUUAAGAAAGAUGCAGAAAGCACAGAUGGUGUCACCCCAUGAACUACCUAGACCAAAAAGACCCUAUGUGAAAACUAAAGGACCACCAUUUAUUUGCAUCACCUGUCAAUCAUCAUUUUCUAAUUAUGAUGAUCUCAGGGCCCAUAAAAUUGAAACAAAGCAUAGAAAGGCAUUGAAGUUUGUUUGUCCUUAUUGUCAAAGAAAACAUGAUGCUUAUUCUAAAUAUUUAGAGCAUGUGCGAACUCAUACUGGUGAAAAGCCUAAUAUAUGUCCAACAUGUGGAAAAGGCUUUAACUUUAAAACUGAUUUAAGAAGGCAUAUGGUGUUACAUUCUGAAACUAAACCUUAUAACUGCAGGUUUUGCAAUAAAGGAUUCACCAGGAAACAGUAUUUAACAGAUCAUGAACGGAAGCAUACAGGAGAAAAGUUAAUAUGCUUGUUCUGUGGUAAAGGUUUUCAUUCCUAUUCUACAUUGUCUUACCAUGAAAAGACUCAUCGUGGGCCUCCCGGUUGUAUUAGAGACCCCAUGUCCAAAGAUAAGUACUACCAGUGUCAUUUAUGUGAUAAAGUUUUAUUAACUGAGCAGACGUUAAAAUCUCACAUCUUACUCCAUGGACCGAAAAAUUUUAGUUGUGAGAAAUGUGGCAAAACUUACAUUAGCAAGAACAGGUUGCAGGAUCAUAUAAGAUUUGCACACCAAGAAGCAAAAUUUCCAUGUUCAUUAUGUGACAAGGUCUAUAAACAGAAAGGUGGACUGGAUAUCCAUAUGAAAUCGCACUAUGGACAAAAUAUAUAUCCAUGUGAAGUGUGUAACAAACAAUUUGCUUGUAAGGGAUCACUAUAUCAGCACCGUAGAGUCCACACAGGCGAUACAAGAUACCAGUGUAAAGAAUGUUUUCAUAUAUGUAUUAACAAAAGGCACUUGGAAAAUCACUUGCGCACUCACACAGGAGAGAAACCCUUUGCGUGCGUCUUUUGUGGUAAAUUGUUUGCUCAAAAAGCGAACAUGGCAGCCCACACCAAGAUCCACACUGGUGAGAAGAAGCAUUUAUGUAAAAUAUGCGGCAAAGGAUUUUACGAUGGGCGAAGUUUGAGGAAACACGUCGCUGUACAUGAGAAAGUUGAUAGUGUAUCAUAAAUUAUCUAUAGUUUCGUCUAAAGUAAGAGUAUUUAAAACUAAAUUAUUUGUUUGUGUACAA
Molecule: messenger RNA, 1924 nt
Organism: Cylas formicarius (sweet potato weevil)
Lineage: Eukaryota; Metazoa; Arthropoda; Insecta; Coleoptera; Brentidae
Product: zinc finger protein OZF-like
Exons: 5
Coding region: 187-1863 (558 amino acids)
Biological process (GO): regulation of transcription by RNA polymerase II
Cellular component (GO): nucleus
Molecular function (GO): zinc ion binding; RNA polymerase II cis-regulatory region sequence-specific DNA binding; DNA-binding transcription factor activity
Source: RefSeq, a predicted model, not a curated record